GGCACAAUAUCUCCCUGUUCCCUCUCUAUCAAUUUUGAUACUAAUUCUCCUCCCAUUGGGAUGCUCCUCCCAAGAAAAUUUCAGCUUCCGGGUCAGCCUCUCACGCAUCGACACCAACCAAAAUCUUUCCGACAUACAAAUCAUCCAACAAGAACUCCUCCGUGGGAAAAUGCGGGUCGAUAGGCUGGGCCUUGCAGUACGAACAAAAGCUUUUCAAGCGCCGAUUCUAGGUGGAGAUGGAGCCUUCUUGAUGAACUUGUCGAUAGGGACCCCGCCAAUACCUUUCCGCGCCAUAAUGGACACGGGCAGUGACUUGAUCUGGACGCAAUGCAAGCCAUGUAGGCGCUGUUUCAAGCAACCAACGCCUGUUUUUGACCCGGCGCUAUCAUCUUCGUUUAAGAAUGUUUCAUGCGAUAGUCUGUUGUGCAAGGAUUUUGUCAACUCAAAGUGUGGGAAUGAAUCAUGUCAGUACAAUAAUGUUUAUGGUGAUGAAUCGACCACAGAAGGGUUUAUUGCAACAGACACUUUCACCUUUGGAGACUCGCACCACCAUGUUCCCGUGCCAAAUAUAGGAUUUGGGUGUGGUGUCGACAACGAGGGGGUGGGACUUGACCACGCCGCGGGGAUAUUGGGCCUCGGGCGAGGACCUACUUCCCUUGUUGCACAGCUCAAUGUGCAGACAUUCUCGUACUGUUUAACAUCCAUUACUGCCAAAAAGAAAAGUAGCCUUUUCUUUGGGUCUCUAAAAGAUUUGAAAAUCACACAUGGGCAGCGGCUCAAAUCCACCCCAUUGAUUAAAAACCCAUCGCAGCCAUUGUUUUACUACCUAUCUCUUGAAGCCAUCACCGUCGGCGAUGCUCUCUUGCCCAUACCAAGACAAGUGUUCGAAAUAGUCGACGGAGUGGGCGGCAUGAUCAUUGAUUCCGGAACCACAAUCACUAGCUUACAAGAGGAUGCAUUUAGCAUUCUAACGCAAGAGUUUCUGGCACAGGCGAAACUAAAUGUGUCGAGUUUCUCCACAAUGGGUUUGGAUGUUUGCUUUGAAGUUAACUCAGGAGAUGAUGAGGAACUUAAGGCAGGCAUCCCUCGAAUGGUUUUUCAUUUCAAGGGGUUAGAUUUGGAGCUGCCACGGGAGAAUUAUAUGAUAGUGACUAAGGAAAUGGGAGUGGCAUGCUUGGCAAUGGCUCCGACGGGUGCUUUGUCAAUAUUCGGCAACUUUCAGCAGCAAAAUAUGCUGGUUGUUCAUGAUCUCAAGAAGGAUACUGUGUCUUUUAUUCCUGCCAAAUGUGAUCAGUUGUAGGUGCCUUGGUGAGUCAACUUUUCCUAGCACAUCAACAGGGUCUAAGUUUUUAAGAGGAAACUUAGAGAGAAAUUUUCUCUACACAUUAUUAUGAGUCCAAAAUAUUUGUGGACUCCGUUUUUGAUAAGUUGGAAGUCACUUGUAUUGCAUCAAAAAUGUGCGCAAGCAAAUUGAUGCGACACAAACAAAAAAAGAAGUGCCUUGUGAGACACGUAUAGUUAUCUUCCUUCUAGUCCGACAUCAAUAAAUCCAACUAAUUUUUUGGCUCAACGUGUAAUAUCAAAGUC
This is a messenger RNA of Corylus avellana, 1587 nucleotides long. NCBI's taxonomy places the organism in Eukaryota, Viridiplantae, Streptophyta, Magnoliopsida, Fagales, Betulaceae. The record is from RefSeq and is a predicted model, not a curated record.